This is a messenger RNA of Salarias fasciatus (jewelled blenny), 2257 nucleotides long. RefSeq names its product liprin-alpha-1-like. Gene Ontology annotation, cellular component: presynaptic active zone. The coding region runs from base 1 to 1818 and encodes 605 amino acids. The transcript has 17 exons. The record is from RefSeq and is a predicted model, not a curated record. Gene Ontology annotation, biological process: synapse organization. NCBI's taxonomy places the organism in Eukaryota, Metazoa, Chordata, Actinopteri, Blenniiformes, Blenniidae. Gene Ontology annotation, molecular function: protein binding.
AUGAUCCAGGAGGAGAAGGAGAGCACGGCGGUCCGGGCCGAGGAGCUGGAGUGUCGGGUGGGGGGCGGCGAGGCCCCGGGGGGGCUGGGGGGGCGCUUCCGCUCCAUGAGCUCCCUCCCCCCCUCGCUGUGCGCCGGCUCCUCGCUGGGCGGAUCCCCGCCCGGGUCCGGGUGCUCCACCCCCAGGAGGGUCCCCCGCAGCCCCCACCGGGAGCUGGACCGCAUGGGGGUCAUGACCCUGCCUAGCGACCUGCGGAAACACCGCAGGAAGUCUGCUCAGGACGACAAGACCACGAUCCGCUGCGAGACUUCCCCCUCCUCCACCCCCCGGUCCCGGCGUCUCCACCUGGACGGGGGACACACCGCCAGCCACGAGGACAUCCGGGACAUCCAGGGGCUGUCCGUCCUGCAGGACGGGCCCGGCAGUAACCCCAGCAGCAGCAGCAGCAGUCAGGACUCGCUCAACAAGGCGGCCAAGAAGAAGAGCAUCAAGUCGUCCAUCGGACGUCUCUUUGGGAAGAAGGACAAGAGCCGGUCCAGCCUCCCCGGGAAGGACCCGUCCAGUCAGGCCGGGACUCCGGAGGCGGACGGUUCUAAAGACGUGGCAAGCGGGGUGGGGACUCUGGGCGGCCCGGCAGAGAAGAACAGAAAGCUGCAGAAGAAUCCCAAGACGGGACACGAGCUGCUGGAGGACGCCCGGCGGCAGGGUCUGCCCUUCGCUCAGUGGGACGGCCCCACGGUGGUGGUCUGGCUGGAGCUGUGGGUGGGCAUGCCGGCCUGGUACGUGGCGGCCUGCCGGGCCAACGUGAAGAGCGGCGCCAUCAUGUCGGCGCUGUCCGACACCGAGAUCCAGAGAGAGAUCGGCAUCAGCAACCCGCUGCACCGCCUCAAGCUGCGCCUCGCCAUCCAGGAGAUCAUGUCCCUGACCAGCCCGUCGGCCCCGCCCACCUCCAGGACGACCACCGGCAACGUCUGGCUCACACACGAGGAGAUGGAAAGUUUGGCAGCCACGCCCCCCACGGAGGAUGAGGAGGGCAGCUGGGCCCAGACGCUGGCGUACGGCGACAUGAACCACGAGUGGAUCGGGAACGAGUGGCUGCCCAGCCUGGGCCUGCCGCAGUACCGCUCCUUCUUCAUGGAGUCGCUGGUGGACGCCCGCAUGCUGGACCACCUGACCAAGAAGGACCUGCGGGGACAGCUGAAGAUGGUGGACAGCUUCCACAGGAACAGCUUCCAGUGCGGGGUCAUGUGUCUCAGGAGGCUCAACUACGACCGGAAAGAACUCGAGAGGAAACGAGAGGAGUCUCAAAUGGAGUUCAAAGACGUCCUGGUCUGGACCAACGAGCGGGUCAUCAGCUGGGUCCAGGCCAUCGGCCUGAAGGAGUUCAGCAGUAACCUGUAUGAGAGCGGCGUCCACGGAGCGCUGCUGGCUCUGGACGACAGCUUCGACCACAACGCCCUGGCCCUGCUGCUGCAGAUCCCCACGCAGAACACACAGGCCCGAACCACCCUGGAACAUGAAUACAACAGUCUGCUGGCCAUCGGCACCGACCGCAGGAUGGAGGAGGACGAUGAUAAGAACUUCCGCCGGGCUCCGUCAUGGAGGAAGAAGUUCAGACCCAAAGACUCGAGGGGGGGCCUGGGGGGGGGCCUCGGGGCGCUGGGGGCGUCCGACACGCUGCCCGCCAGCUUCAGGGUGACCAGCAGCUCCAGCAGCUCCGCCUCCCCCUCCACCCAGCCAAAGAGGAGCCCCAUGGACGCAGGAAGUCAGUCGAUACAGCGGCUGGACUCCGCUACAGUCAGAACCUACUCCUGUUAACACACAACCACGUCUAUCCUCAUUACCUCUACAGGUAGCCUCCUGCCGCCUCCUGCCGCCUCCUGCCGCCUCCUGCCGCCUCCUGCUGCCGCUGGACGUCUCUCCUUCCUUCCAGCUGAUGAACUGAAUGGAAGCUGAAGGUCUCCGUGUCCCCGAGGACGCCCGGCCGUCCCCGCCUGUCUCUGGACACUGUGGACCUGUGGACACUGAGCGUCUGUCCCCACAGCGGGACUGGCGUCUUUGUAGCCGAUGUUUGUAUCUUUCUACCAGCAGACGUUUUGUCUUUUUAUAAACUUUGACCAGAAAAUCUAAUCGACUUUAAUAAGAGACGAAUAACUUAAUGUCCUUUUUAACGUGUGCGUGUGUGCGUGCGUGCGCAUGUAAUAUCCUUGUUGAUAUUUUUCCAUAUCUGAGAUACCAAAAUAAAACUUGCAUUUCA